Penicillium vulpinum is the source of this 1137-nucleotide messenger RNA. RefSeq lists its product as uncharacterized. The record is from RefSeq and is a predicted model, not a curated record. NCBI's taxonomy places the organism in Eukaryota, Fungi, Ascomycota, Eurotiomycetes, Eurotiales, Aspergillaceae. The coding region runs from base 1 to 1137 and encodes 378 amino acids. The transcript has a single exon.
AUGGCCCACAUCUCACCAGCAGUGAUCAAGGUCCAGGGUCCCUGGGAAGCAACCAAACUUGACCAUGAGUCUUGCCUGAAAGAUCAACUGCAAUCCAUCUCUCCCACAGUUACAAACUUGGUGAUAGAUGAGGACACUCCAUCAGACGCAGAAUGGGCAUUACUCGGCGGUCAUCUAAAGAAUGUAGAGGAGCUGGAGCUAGAAAGCGGAUUCAACGAAGAUCUCAAUGACAAGAAACUCCCUCUUCACUGGCCUUUGAAGAAAUUGACCCUGAGCUCUGCUUGUGGUGAACUCAUCCAAAGCCCAUUCAUCCGUCAGGGAUUGGUUUCGCACUUGUCCCUGUUUUUCACGUGCAACCUUCGAUUCGAGGGCCCUACAACCGACGAGCUUAUUCGACUACAUAACGAAUCAACAACUCAAGAAACGAAUGAGAACGAAGACACCUAUAAGGGGAUCAAGAUUACUUAUGUACCUGAGCUUGUGCUCAACCACAUGCAGAAGAUCUACGCAGAUCCUGAUCGCAAGCCCGAGAACGAACCACCUGCCGGUCCUAUCAACCUGAAGACACUAGAAAUUUGGGAAAACGACGCGCUUGACACAUUCUGCCGCAUCUCCGCCGCCCUCCCGCAUAUCGUUGAAAACCUUCAUACCUUGCGACUUCGGUCCACCUCGGGCAUCGAUUGGGGGUUGAUGUCAGAAGAGACAUUUCGUCAACUCUUGCCGCUCAUGGAAAAUCUCCAAGUGCUUAACUUCACUGUGGGUGAGAUUUUUGAAGAUCCUCAGUUCUUGCCCACUUUUCACAAGCUUCUCCCACCAAACCUGACUACCCUGUACUUUCGUGGGCCCGUCUCGCUGGCCACUUCAGAACAUUGGGCCGGCUGGCUACAGGCUUUCAGAUCGCCCACCUUUCUUCCGAAGCUUGAGCGUCUUGCCUUUGUUCUUGAUCUUCAUUAUGGAGAGAAUGACUCUGCCACAUGGGGUAAGAAGGAGACUCCGGCACCAGAGAACCUACUGCAAGAAGCACGCCGGGGGUGUGAGACCCUCUAUAGAAUUGCCUGGGAUCGUGGUUUAGUCGUGGAAAAUAUGCCGACGGAGCCUUCUUCUAAAUUACUCAGAUGUGUGGACUCUCGUUGGUAA